This is a messenger RNA of Cercospora beticola, 1984 nucleotides long. It is a transcript of the gene APE4, whose product is annotated as aspartyl aminopeptidase. NCBI's taxonomy places the organism in Eukaryota, Fungi, Ascomycota, Dothideomycetes, Mycosphaerellales, Mycosphaerellaceae. Gene Ontology annotation, biological process: proteolysis. Gene Ontology annotation, cellular component: fungal-type vacuole. Gene Ontology annotation, molecular function: metalloaminopeptidase activity; zinc ion binding. The record is from RefSeq and is a predicted model, not a curated record.
UCGCAAAGUGAGCGUAUUGCCCAGUUCCCAUUUUGCUGUCCGCAGCUAACUUAGGGUAGACUCCGGCGGACCAUAUCGAGGCGGAGCCCGCAAUUAUCUUGAUGGCGGCGUGCACGCCUGACCCGCCAGCAUUUCACCUCCACCGAUGCCUUCCAUCUUCCUUCGCAGACUCAACACAAUCCAUAUACAGUCUGGUGUAAUUGAUCGUGUGUCUUUCUGUCAAUCCUGGCCCUCUUGUAGAACAUUCGCCAUUAUGGCCAGCAAAGCAUCUGCACAGCGGCCUGCCGACUUCGUCGACUUCCUCAAUGCAUCUCCCACACCAUUCCACGCGGUCCGGUCAGCGAAGGAGCGUCUAGAGAAAGCCGGCUUCAAGCCCAUUAGAGAACGCGAUUCCUGGAAUGCCACCCUCCAACCAGGCGGCAAAUACUACCUCACCCGCAACACCUCCACCAUCGUAGCAUUCGCCAUCGGGACAGAAUGGAAGCCCGGCAACCCAAUCGCCAUGGUUGGCGCCCACACCGACUCGCCCUGCUUGCGCAUCAAGCCCGUAUCAAAGCGAUCCGCUGAAGGCUUCCUGCAAGUCGGUGUUGAGACAUACGGUGGUGGCAUGUGGCAUUCGUGGUUCGACCGUGAUUUGGGAGUGGCUGGAAGAGUAAUGGUAAAAGGCAAAGACGGCGUGGUGGAGCAGAAGCUGGUCAGGAUACACAAGCCCAUAGCCAGGAUUCCAAAUUUGGCUGUACACUUUGGCGGAUACGAACCAUUCACAUUCAACAAGGAGACACAAUUGUUCCCGGUCUUGGGUCUGAUAUCCGCGGAGCUCAACAGGACGGGCAAGUCGAAGGACGAAUUGAAGAAAGAGGCGGAUGAGGAGGAGAAGGCUGCUGGGUUCGAGCCUCUCAAGACAGCGACACAGAGACAUCACCCAUAUCUGAUCUCUUUGAUCGCUCAAGAUGCAGGCGUGGAUGCACAAGAUGUGCUGGACUUCGAGCUCGUGCUGUACGACAUGCAACCCGCGACCAUCGGCGGCAUCAACGAUGAAUUCGUUUUCUCUGCUCGUCUGGACAAUUUGGGCAUGACAUACUGCGCCGUUGAAGGUCUCAUUCAAUCAGUCGCCUCAGCUUCCGCACUCAAGGGUGACCCGACGAUUCGCCUCAUCGCAUGCUUCGACCACGAGGAGAUCGGCUCACAAUCCGCUCAAGGCGCAGAUUCGAAUAUGCUCCCAUCUGUGAUUAGACGUUUGUCCGUCCUUCCCGCUUCAUCAUCUGACAGUGAGAAGAGCUACGACAAAGUCAGCAACGGUGAAUCUGCCGACACGAGCACUGCAUACGAGCAGACCUUAUCAACCAGCUUCCUUGUCAGCGCAGACAUGGCGCACUCCGUAAACCCGAACUAUGGCGGAAACUACGAACCAGAGCACCGACCGCACAUGAACGAGGGAACCGUCAUCAAGAUCAACGCCAAUGUACGCUACGCCACUAACUCGCCUGGUAUCGUCCUGCUCCAGGAGUGCGCCAAACGAGCCAAGCCCACUUCAUGGCAACUACCAGAGGCCAAGACGAAGGACGGCGGUGUUCCUCUGCAAUUGUUCGUCGUGAGAAACGACUCUCGGUGUGGUAGCACCAUCGGCCCCAUGCUGAGCGCCGCCUUGGGCGCCAGGACGAUUGAUGUGGGUAACCCACAGCUCAGCAUGCACUCCAUCCGUGAGACAGGAGGUGCAUAUGAUGCGGAGCACGGCGUGAACUUGUUCGACAGCUUCUUUGAGCAUUAUGGGGAGCUGGAGAGUAAGAUUCUGGUUGAUUGACUAGAUGAUGGCAGUGAGAAGGCGAGGCUGUAAGAGUCUAGGCUCUUCAGCAUGGGCGAUGACGUUGCGGUCUGUGGUGGUGAUCCGGCUAGGUAGCACCAUGUACGUAGCUCCUCCAUGGGUCUCUUACGCUUACGACUCAUGUGCUAUGAACACGUCGCUUUUGCGAGGGGGGAGGAGAGA